AUGAAGGGCCUGGAGAGGCGCACGUGGACGGGCGCCCCCUGGCUGGACGCCGUGAGCAGCAACCCGCUGGACAUGAACCUGCUGCCCAGCAUGAAGCGCAAGAAGGGCAGCAAGAAGGGCGCCGGCGCGCCAGACCUCACCAGGAUCCUGGGCUACCAGCCGCCGGCCGACGCCGACGCCGAGAGCGACAGCGAGCCCGAGGACGCCGCCGAGGGCGCCGGCGGCGGCGGCGCGGGCGGCGACGGCGUGCUCGACCGCGAGUGGCUCAAGAUGCGCGCCGCCAAGCUGCUGGCGCGCCACAACGCGAGGCAGCAGCAGGCGGCGGCGGCGGCGGGGGCGCGGUGA
Messenger RNA from Monoraphidium neglectum, 345 nucleotides. RefSeq lists its product as hypothetical. Bases 1 to 345 code for a protein of 114 amino acids. NCBI's taxonomy places the organism in Eukaryota, Viridiplantae, Chlorophyta, Chlorophyceae, Sphaeropleales, Selenastraceae. The transcript is spliced from 3 exons. The record is from RefSeq and is a predicted model, not a curated record.